CGAUUCUAUCCCCGACCAAGAUGGCUGCUUGAGUCUUCCGUGACGUCACCGCUCCCGUGGUGUUGCCGGUUGCAGCGAUGGCCGCGUCUCGUCGCUCGCUCUGCCGAGCCUGGCCAGGCCUCCCUCACCUCUUCCUCAUCUUCCUCCUCCUCCCUCUUCCUGGGCUCCUCGCCUCGACGGCUGAAGACGUACAGGGACAAGCUGAACAUUUCUUCACAAGUGGCCAUACCAACAACUGGGCGGUGCUGGUGUGUACAUCUCGCUUCUGGUUUAACUACCGCCACGUCGCCAACGUGCUGUCUGUCUACCGCAGCGUCAAGCGCCUGGGCAUACCGGACAGCCAGAUCAUCCUGAUGCUGGCGGACGACAUGGCGUGCAACCCCCGCAACCCCCGCCCUGCCACGGUGUUUAACAACGCGGCCGAGCAGAUCAACGUGUACGGGGACGACGUGGAGGUGGACUACCGCGGAUACGAGGUAACGGUGGAGAACUUCCUGCGUGUGCUGACGGGAAGGCUGCCUCCCAGCACCCCCCGCUCCAAACGGCUCCUCACGGACGAUCGCAGCAACAUCCUCAUCUACAUGACUGGACACGGUGGAGAUGGCUUCCUGAAGUUCCAGGACGCAGAGGAGAUCUCAAACGUGGAGCUCGCCGACGCUUUUGAGCAAAUGUGGCAGAAGCAGCGGUACCACGAGGUGCUGUUCAUCGUGGACACGUGCCAGGCCGUGUCUCUGUACCAACGCUUCUACUCCCCCAACGUCAUGGCGAUCGGGAGCAGCCAGGUCGGAGAGGACUCUCUAUCGCACCACAUGGACUCGAGCAUCGGCGUGUUUGUGAUCGACCGCUACACCUACCACCUGCUCGACUUCCUGGAGAACAUCCACCCAUCCACCCGCAAGACCAUGACCGACCUGUUCCAGGUGUGCCCUCCGCGCGACUGCAUCUCGACGCCGGGCUGGCGCACAGACCUGUUCACGCGCGACCCGGGCUCCGUGCUCAUCACCGACUUCUUCGGCAGCGUGCGCAACGUGGAGCUCACGAUGGAGACCGUGGCGCUGCCGCGGCAAACCAGUCCGCCGCUCACCGAGCCCCCGUGGUCAGAAGAGACACUCACCACCCCUGGGCCUCUCGAGGUCGACUUCGUGGAUCCACUGCCGGUGGCAGACAUCAUCCGAAUGGGCAAGCGUCGCGAGUGGCACCCGCCAAACGCGUUCAUCCUCUCCUUCUGGGCGCUGGUGCUGCUCGUCUUCUUCAAGGCGUAUGGCGCCAAGCACCUCCCAUUCAUCUUCUAGCGGCGCCGCCGCCACGGCUGCAGGCGGUGGAGUGCGGUGACCCACGGAGCGCCGCACCGGCCCGCCGCGUACGGCCCCACCACGGCGCACCGACAAACCGCACCGUGCCACACAGCACCGCGUCGGCAAAUCCGCGCCGCACCGAUACCACGCCACAGCACCCUGCACACGUAACCGGCGCACGCCGUGUCGCUGCACACUGAACCGCACACACCUUAUGCAUAGCAUGCACCGCGCACUACACACCGCACACUCUGCACACCACGUUACAUGAUUGGUUCCAGAGCCCUGUGAUGGCUGCAGAUUCUUAGGCCGCAUUUUUUAUUUCGCGGGGUGUGUGCGGUGACACAGUUGUACUGAUUAUGCGGUUAUUUGGAUGUCCGGUUAUGCUGUUUUACCGUGGUGCAGGUAUGCGGUUAUGCGGCUUUGCGUCUCGCCAGAUGGCCGCGCUGGCCACCGGGGAAAUCAGAAAUCCAAACCGGGCGCUCGAGUCGCGAGCGAGAACACAGCCCCCCCCCCCCCCAUCUCCUCCAUCUCCCCACCUCCCACCGGUGAGGAGGGGCAGGGGUGGGCACUGAGCCAGGACUUGUGCCGUGGCGCUGUGCCCACCUCUGCGGUGGCGCUACGUGGGCCGUGUUUGUUUACUUCCUCGGUCGGGCGCCAGAGGUUUUCUUGCGUUCCUGAAGACCCCCUCCAUUAUCGCCCCUCCCCCUUCCUCCCCACAUCAUCCUCCUCUCCCUCCCCGUCUCCCGGGAAACCCUCUGCCUGUGCAUGUGUGCAUGCGUGUGUGCUUGUGCGUUCAUGCGUGUGUGUGUACGUUGCGACCUCCACUCAGGGUAACAGGGCCUUGGGUCGCACGGAAACCCUGGCACGAGUGCCGAUCGGCGCCGUGCGCUGUUGGUCAUGCCCGAUGGGGGUUUUGCGCAGUCAUUGGUGACCGGGCUGACACCACUUACCUCUCUACGUUUAAGGGCCUGGUGUAACCACAACUCGGGUUAUGUUGGUCUCUGGGCCCCGGUGAUUAAACGAAUUGUUUGGUGUUGCUGCUGCUGCGUUGGCGAUGGCCUAUAAAGACACAAGUCGGGCAGUGGUCCUCCAUCGCGUAUGAACGCCGCUGGUUGUAUCUCUUUUUCUUUUAAGGCAGUGUUGUUGACGAGUGAUAGUUUUAUCGUUAAUUAUGGGUCUCUAAUGGGAGUCUGGGUCCCUGUGAGUGUAUGGGUCUCUUUGUGAGUCACUGGUGACUGAGCUGAGACCAUCAAACUGGCUGCACUUGAGAACCUGGUUUAAGCGCAGGCAGUGGCCAACACCCGGAUUUAAACCCAGGAUUUCAGUGGUGCCAGCGUGGGGGAGUAUUUUGACUCAAUAGUUUUGACCCUGGGUUCAGAAUACGAUAUAAUAUUUGAACCCUGGGGUACAAAUACUCAUAUCGCAAGGAGUCGGACGAAAACAUUGAUUCUCUAAUCGAAUCCUGGGCCUCCGAGUCGUGGCAAUUCCUCAGAUCGCCAGGGAGUGAAUCGUCACACCCACGUCCCACCACCAACCAACCCACACACAAACUCUAACCCUGCUGUGGCAGAAUUUGCUUGAAUCAUUGUGUGUGUGUGCACGACAGCAGUGAGCGUGCGUUGGUGGAAAUCGCCGGGCAGUCUGCCCCGAGUGGCGUCUGGAUUUGUCGUUGAAUUAGCGAUGCCGCCUUCAUCUCCAUGUCCCUCAUCUCCGUGUCCCGUUUGGUUUAUUUGUAGAGAAACUGGGAUUGUUUUAACGUCUGUUUAUUUUAGUUUGAGGCUUGCCGUGUUUAUAUUGUGGGCCCCACGCACAGACACACACCCUCUCGUGUGCUGUGCCAGCCUUCAUAGGUGCUUGCUCACAGCACGUGCCCUAAAAAGGCUAUACGGGUGAUUUCUUUUUGUCUUUCGUGAUUGAAGUGUGUAUGUGGCGGUGGCAGCGGUGUCCAGCGUUCCAAGGUCGUCACCACUCGCAGCGUCUUGUAUAUGGGAGCAAUGGUUCGUGAAAUGCACUAUGGGCUUGAGCUCAAUUCCUUGCCAUGGCUAACAUCGGUGGUAAGUGGUAGCUGAAUGGGUCAAUAAAAAACAGAAUGAAUGGUUUUAUGCAUGGCAAAUGCACUUGUGUGCUGAAUAAAUAUUACAGAAUCUGAGUUUGCCUCCUUAAUUGACAAAAGUGGCCCAAGGUUAUUGACUCCUAUUUAAGUAAAAACUCGAGUUUGAAUAAGUAUGCAUGCUAAACACAUUUUGUAAAUGAAAAUUAGGCAUUGUGCAAGCGGUGUUUGCCUUGGACAAAUUAAUAACCCAUCUUGAACCAACCUCACAUACUGGCCUGGCGUUCUUGGCAUUAUUAAUGAAAAUACGGUGUCCAGAAUAAAAAAAAAUACCCAACAAAAAGAAUUUCCCUUAAAAAAUGUUACGGCUGCAUUUUUCCAAGAGUGAAUCCCCUCCUUGUGUGUAGGCCGUGCCAUGCCACACGUGAGAUAAAAAGUGGGACACUUCACAAUGUCCCUACUAACCCAUGUCGUUUUAGUGGAAAAUGGCAAAAUAUUAAUCGACAGUAUAUAUGUAAAAGGGAAAUUUGUGAUUGUGUCUGUUCAAAAUGUUUAGCGUACUCCCCGACAUGCAACAAACUUGAAAUUUGCCAUGUGGGUACUUUCCAGACUGUACACCAUGCAACAAUAAUGAUAAAAAAUUGUAUUUUGGGGGGGGCGCUAUAAUUCAUAUAUUUUGCACGGCAAGUGAGCUGUGACGUCACAUCUGUCAUGUACCGGAGUGUGCCUGCUAAAUUAUUUCAUUCGUUUACUGCCGUACGCAUCCUGAAAGUUGUGCGUGUCUGCAGCAAGCACGUGUACAAGUACCUAUGGAUGCGCGUGUGUGUGGGGGGGGGGGGGAGCAGUAGUGUAGUGGUUAGCAUGCUGCGCUACAAACCCGGCGACCCGAGUUCAAUUCCCGCUCACGACCACCACCGGUGACAAUUAUUUGAACUGGUCCUGGGCCUCCCCUAGGUCGACUCAGCCUCAAACGAGUAACUGGUGGUGUGUGAACAUCACCACUGGGGAGACAAAGGUGGCCUAUGUUUCAAGAAAAAUUGAAUUCCUGCAUUCUGUUUGUGCUACAUAUUCAACAACAUCAGGAAGUACAUCUUACUUUUUCCAUCCAACAUCGUAAUUUUUAGCUAAACUAUGCCAUUUCUUAUUUUUAAAGUGGAGAAAAGCAAAGUAAGCAUGAAUAUCCUGCACCUCGAAAAACUACAGAAACAUAAUGACAAGUUGUAAAUGUCACAUUGUCAACAAGACCACAGGCGCACCAUAGAUAACAAUUGACAAAUAAAUGAAACUAUUUUGAAGGGGUUACCUUUCAGAGGACAAAAAUUCUUUUUUUUUAAAGGGCCUCUUCAGCAUUUAAGGGGAAAUCUGAAGAGCGCCCGGGCCAAAAUCAUUAUUUAUCUCAACCACAAUGCACAAAAAUAACCAUCGGCUUUGUUAACACGUGUCCACACAAUAUUUAUUCCAACAAUGCCCAACAGGAAUCGCACAAUUCACCUUCAUCAUCGUUUGUUGGGUCGGAUCACUCAUUUAUGAAGCUUCAGUCGUAGGGCAGAUACAUUCAUGCACACUGUGGGAUCAUUCGGUGGGGGAUAAAUCGUGAGUAGAGUUGGCAGUGGUGUAAAAUCAUAAUCAAACAAUGUAACAAAUCUUACAUCGUUAUUUGAUUACCGCGUGACCUUGUACAAAGUGAAUUGUCAUAAUUUGGAUUAACAAAAAAUAAAAUAUAGUCUCAGCUAUACAUUUGUGCUGGGUCUCUUGUGUUCCGUCUGGUUCCAACUUGUACGAAACGCUUGAAUACAAUUUGCCAAUUAUCCCAGGAUUCAUAAAUGGAUU
This is a messenger RNA of Petromyzon marinus (sea lamprey), 5178 nucleotides long. It is a transcript of the gene PIGK, whose product is annotated as phosphatidylinositol glycan anchor biosynthesis class K. Lineage: Eukaryota; Metazoa; Chordata; Hyperoartia; Petromyzontiformes; Petromyzontidae. The record is from RefSeq and is a predicted model, not a curated record. Gene Ontology annotation, biological process: attachment of GPI anchor to protein; proteolysis. Gene Ontology annotation, molecular function: GPI-anchor transamidase activity. Gene Ontology annotation, cellular component: GPI-anchor transamidase complex.